AAUAAACUAAAUGAAGGUUUUGGAGUGGCCUAGUCAAAGCCGGUCUUAGAUCUGAUUGAGAUGACCUUAAAAAGUUCAAUCAUGCUGGAAAAUCCUCCAGUGUGGCAGAAUUUAAACAACUCUGCAGAGAAUAGUGGACCAAAAUUCCUCCACUCUUUAACUCUAUUACCUCCUCAAGUAUGGCAAAGUAGGUUUGGGAGUGCUUUUCCCUUAGUUGAUUAAAUCAUCAUUUAAAACAGUGCAUUUUGUUUCUUCUCAAGUUAUCUUACAUCAAAAUGUAGUAGAUACUGUGAAAAAGUGAUGAAUAUUGAACCCAAGACAAUGCAACCGUUAUGGAAUUUUACUUAACUGAUGUUUUGCACAUCCUUUAUAUUUCUUUGAAACUAUGACAACUUAGUUGUUCUCUUUUUCUGGCAGAAAACUGGUUUGUAAUGGGAUAAAAACUCCUUCUUAGUAUAGUUUUAUGAGGCAGCUUAGUGCCUCUUGACUUGAGCUAUUGUAUCAAAGCUGACUUGUGUUUAAGAAACACAAUUUUGGGCUGAACAAAAAGGAAAUGAUCCAGAUGUGUAUCUUAGAAGGAGGGUUGAGGAUUUGAAAACUGUAGUUCUGUGUUCGAGAGUUAAAACAGUCUCCAAGCUCUUAUAUAACUUGUUAAUUUUCACUUUAUGCAAAAGUAUGAGCACUGAGGUUUGAGCUAAACAAAGCAGACGAGAUGAGUACAACUCUCAGGCAAAAGGAUUGCUUAAAAUGAUCCCUAUAAGUAUCACAUGGCAUUGUGCCUCUAUUUGACUAGAGGGUGACUCAUUCAUUCAGACUGCACACCCAUAACAGAAAGAGAGAGACAGAGAAAGAUGGCGAGAGAGAGAGAGGGAGAGGAACAACCACCUACCGAGUGCCAAACUUGAGGCCAACCUCUCUCCUCCCAUCCCAUCUCAUUCUUUCCUACAUGGGCAUUCAGAUGAGCUUGUAGACAGAGCAGUAACGUCUGAGCAGAGCUGGAGAAGUAAGACGGACUCUCACAUCAUUAGAUAACAACCAAAACUAACAGAAAAGUCUGCAGAUAACUUCGGAGCAGCGUUUUCUCUUCAUCUGAGCAGCUUUAAAAGAUAGCAGAAAGGUGCAAUGGCGACGCCCAAAAACACUCCCCGAGGUGCAAACACACCACUGUCCCCCAACCGAAUCACCCGGCUCCAGGAGAAGGAGGACCUGUGCAACCUCAACGACCGACUGGCCAUCUACAUCGACAAGGUGCGCUCUCUGGAGGCUGAGAACGCCGGCCUGCGUCUGCGCAUCACCGAGUCAGAAACAGAGGUGACCCGGGAGCUGACGGGCCUCAAGGCGGCCUAUGAGACCGAGCUGGCCGAUGCUCGCCAGACGCUGGACUCUGUGGCCAAAGAGCGGGCACGCCUGCAGCUGGAGCUGGGCAAGCUGAGGGAGGACUACAAGGAGCUGAAAGCAAGGAACAGCAAGAAAGAGUCUGAACUGACCGCAGCGCUGCAGAGGCUCAAAGAUCUGGAGGCUCUGCUCAAUUCCAAAGAUGCAUCCUUGACUACAGCUUUAGGAGAGAAGCGUAACCUCGAGGUGGAGAACAGGGACCUGAAGGCGCAGGUUGCCAAGCUGGACACAAGCUUGAGCGAUGCCAGGAAGCAGCUGCAGGAGGAAAUGCUGAGGAGGGUGGAUGGAGAGAAUCGCAUCCAGACCCUGAAAGAGGAGCUGGAGUUUCAGAAGAACCUUCACUCUGAGGAGCUGCGGGAGAUAAAGCGCCGCCAUGAGUCCCGUAUGGUUGAGCUGGACAACGGACACCAGCAGGACUUUGAGAGCAAGCUGGCCGAGGCUCUGACUGAGAUGCGGAGCCAGCACGAACUGCAGAUUAAGAUGUACAAGGAUGAGAUUGAGAAGACCUACAACACCAAGUUGGAAAGUGCUCGUCAGUCAGCGGACAGGAGCAGCCACCUGGUUGGAGCAGCACAUGAGGAGCUCCAACAGACUCGAAUCCGCCUCGAGUCUGUGUCCUCUCAGCUCAGCCAGCUGCAGAAACAGCUUGCAGCCCGUGAGGCAAAGAUCAGGGACCUAGAGGAUGCCCUGUCUCGUGAGCGGGAUACCACUCGCCGCCUGCUGGGAGACAAAGACAGAGAAAUGGCUGAGAUGAGGCAACAAAUGCAGCAACAGCUGGAUGAGUACCAGGAGCUGCUGGAUGUGAAGCUGGCUCUGGAUAUGGAGAUCUGUGCUUACAGGAAACUGCUGGAGGGAGAGGAGCAGAGGCUGCGUCUCUCCCCCAGUCCUCCGCCCACCAAAAUGACAGGGAGCCGCUCCUCCUCCACAGGAGCUCACUCUCGAUCCGUCCACUACACUUCUCAGAACUCUCCUGCCAAGAGACGCCGUCCCAAUGACACGGACAGCGAGGCCUCCAGCUUUGCAGGCGGAGCUGUGUCCCGCACUCGUAUCACCCAGCAGGCUUCAGCCAGCGGACGAGUCACUGUGGACGAGGUGGACCUGGAUGGAAAAUAUGUCAGACUUGGAAACAAGUCAGAUGAGGAUCAGAAUUUGGGGAACUGGCAGGUGAAGCGACAUGUUGGAUCUGGUGCUCCCAUCAUCUUCAAGUUUCCAGUAAAAUUCACCUUGAAGGCCGGACAGAGGGUCACGAUCUGGGCCUCUGGUGCUGGUGGGAGCCACAAUCCUCCCUCUGACCUGGUGUGGAAGACUCAGGCCUCGUGGGGCACUGGAGACCUUCUCCAGACAACCCUGAUCAGUGCCAGUGGAGAGGAAAUGGCAAUGAGAAAAGUCACCCGUACACAUUUUGAUGAUGAUGAUGAAGACAUGCAGGUAGCUCACAGCACCUGUGGGGACAGCGAAUACAAUCUGCGGAGUCGGACAGUGGUCUGUGGCUCCUGUGGACUUCCUUCGGAAAAAUCCAGUAACUGCUCCGUGACCUCAGCCUCUCGCUCCUUCCGCAGCGGAGGAAUCUCUGAAGGUUUACUGCCGCAGUCCUAUGUGUUCAGCACCAGCACUCCUCGCAAGACUGGAGCGAAGCUGGAGACCUGUCCGAUCAUGUGAGCCUGUGGAUCCACGCUGAAACACAUCGUCUGCAUAAGUUUUCAGCCAUUUGUUCUUUAGUUACCAGUUGUAGUUAUUUAGGUCAUACCUUUUAAUAUGGAAUGAUUUUCAAGAUACUGUUUGCAAUAAAACUUUAUACUGCUUUUUUAUAAUGUAAAUAAGCAUGCUUAUGAAAUAUUGUCUUCAAUUUUUAUUACCAUCUUUGUCUGUAUUGGUGACAUUCCUUCAAAAUACCAGCUACUUCAACAGCUUAAAUGGACAGUAUGAAAUCUUCAACAAUGCAGAUAAAAGCAUACGUUUAAACUCUAGUACUUUUUGUAUCCAAUUUAAUUCAGAUUUUCAAUACACUCUGUUCACAUGCUGAUGCAGUAGGGUUGCAGUGUAUACAUUUUGCUCAGUGAUUAAAAAAAAGACAUUUACUAUGACUAUUUUUUCAGGGAAGUUGACCCCAAACUUGCUUUAAAACUACACAAUAUUUUGUAUUUUUGCUGAUAUAAAUAAACAUGUUUUAAGAUC
Cheilinus undulatus (humphead wrasse) is the source of this 3570-nucleotide messenger RNA. Its product is annotated as lamin-A-like. Bases 1123 to 3054 code for a protein of 643 amino acids. The record is from RefSeq and is a predicted model, not a curated record. NCBI's taxonomy places the organism in Eukaryota, Metazoa, Chordata, Actinopteri, Labriformes, Labridae. The transcript has 13 exons.